This is a messenger RNA of Haliotis rubra (blacklip abalone), 1289 nucleotides long. RefSeq lists its product as uncharacterized. The record is from RefSeq and is a predicted model, not a curated record. The coding region runs from base 581 to 1102 and encodes 173 amino acids. Lineage: Eukaryota; Metazoa; Mollusca; Gastropoda; Lepetellida; Haliotidae. The transcript has 6 exons.
CCAACGAACAGUCAUCCGAUCUUAUCCACACAUGUCCCUUUCCCUUGGACGAAACUCCCCGUAUGUCUAAAGUCAAUGACAUUCAAGUAAAUCACUCGAGUGUGAAUGCAUCAGUAGGGGACCGACUCAGGGAAAAGAACAACCACCACAUCACGUGACUGCUUGCGUAACUGACCCGUCAAACUACCCGUUCCGCAGCGUCUAUUUAUAACCAGUAUAAAUACCCCAAUCAGAAUCCUGGGUACAACUUUUCGAUUUCCAACCAACUCACGUCACUCUGGUUGUAGAAUCUGUGAGCGUAGCCCACCCGUAUUGUCUUCCUCGGAUUUAUUCAAGCAACGUUUGUUUUACGGAAUCUCGGAAGGUGGAUGUGCCAGUUCUACAGUUUUCUCUUACUUUUAUAACCGGAAUAUUACAGAAAGCAAAAAUCUAUUUAGAUACAUUGUAUUUAAAGACUGACACUAGUUAGGGUCCUUGUCAUCAGGGAAAGGUGUGUCUCAGCGAAGACAGGUGAAGAGGAGAGGCGACCGUUACAAGUCCAGAGCUGACAGCAGUGACAUACUCGUCAACGAGACAAAAUAUGACUGCUUGGAGAUCCCGCUUCCACGACAAGUGGCCACAUCUGUCGAACCUCAAUUCAAGCUCUGAGGACCUCAACGCAAAGGAGGACAAGUACUUCAACCCUAUGCUGGCAUACGAUAACGAUGUGGACUACCAGGAACUUCAAGGUGCCUACAGGUUCUACUACACCCCUCGGAAUGGUGACGUCGUGAUGCCUGUGCCGACGUAUCACUCUAAAAAGGAUGGUGCCAGCACAACCGACACCUCCAGUGACGACUCAGCGAACAGGAGAUCCAACCGGAAAGUCUGCGCUUUCGUUGUCCUCCUUUUUCUCCUCGUCGGUAUCAUCGUCAGCUCCAUCAUUGUGUCCGUCAUCCUUACCCAGAAGCCAUCCGAACCAACUCCAGUAGCACGCCUACAGUCCAGUCUCCGAGUGACGGAUAAGACGUACACGUCUGAACUCGCCGAUCCCUCAAGUCCUCGGUUUAAGGCGGAAGCCACAGAAUUCUGCAACCAGAUGAAAGGAGACAUUAGUUGCUGACAGCUCCCCGUUGAAGGACAAGGACCCUUCCUGUAAAGUACUGGAGAUAAGAAACGGCAGUUUAAUCUUUAUCUACGAGAUAGUAGUGCCACAAGCAGCAUCCAGCUUAGGAGAACUGUUCAGUGACCUCUUGGCGCAGUUUAUCAUUGAGCAAUCGAAAGAUGGAAAAAUCGGAACUUUAAACGUC